CUGUGAUGAGAAUUGUCCUGAACAUAUUAAAUUAAAUUUACAAGCUAAAUUAAUUUGGGAAAAUGAACUUUAUUUAUUUAAUAUUCAUCUAUUUGUAUACAAUAUUUAUUUUGAUCCACCUAAUAGACUCAUUAAAUAUUUUGUCAUCGUUGAAACGUGAAGUACGCUUUACCGUAUUUGAAGUUAUCAGCGUAAACCAAACUAUUGCAACGGUGAAAGAAGCAAUAUUUAAACAGUACUAUGAUAAACAAUCAAUAUUUGUUAGUGCUAUUGUACACGAAAGUAUUUCUAAACUUGAGGCAACUUUUGCAGUAUCCAAAUGUAAAAUGCAUUACAUCGAUUGUGUCAAUGUUGUAUCGUAUAAUAUUCAUGAUGUUUGUCCGAAAAUUAAAUUUCUUACACAAUUUUCUGACACUAAAACAUCAAACAGCAAUUCAGUAAAAUGUCCUAUAUUUGGUAAUUACGACAUCAAAAAUAUUACACUCGAUGCUGAAAAAUUCGGGACCGUGUUUAGUUUUCCAACAGAAAAAUGGUGGGAAAAUUAUUGGAAAUUCAAAGUUAUACUUUUCGCUGAAGAUAGAAUAGAAUUUGCUCGUACAACUUUAAAUUUUUACUUUAUAGAGUUUCGAAGCCGAAAUAAUCAACAAAAAAUCUAACUAUACUAGUUAAUUAUUUUAAGAAUAAGGUUACAAUUUGCAUGUAUUCAAGUAUCAACAAUAAUUAAUGAAAUUAUGUUAUUUAUUUUUAUUAUACUUAGGUACUAUAGUUUAAACACGUGUAUAACUAUAUAUAUGUAACU
Molecule: messenger RNA, 799 nt
Organism: Rhopalosiphum maidis (corn leaf aphid)
Lineage: Eukaryota; Metazoa; Arthropoda; Insecta; Hemiptera; Aphididae
Exons: 4
Coding region: 63-656 (197 amino acids)
Source: RefSeq, a predicted model, not a curated record